Messenger RNA from Culicoides brevitarsis, 1422 nucleotides. RefSeq names its product suppressor of tumorigenicity 14 protein homolog. Gene Ontology annotation, biological process: proteolysis. The record is from RefSeq and is a predicted model, not a curated record. NCBI's taxonomy places the organism in Eukaryota, Metazoa, Arthropoda, Insecta, Diptera, Ceratopogonidae. Gene Ontology annotation, molecular function: serine-type endopeptidase activity; protein binding. The transcript has 5 exons. The coding region runs from base 1 to 1422 and encodes 473 amino acids.
AUGCAAAUAAUCCUCAUUCUAUUAAUUUUUGAUGUUGUCACGUGCAAAUUCGUGUGCAAGUCAGGAGAUGAUCUCGAAGUCUCCAAAGUUUGUAACGGAAAAGCUGAUUGUCUUGAUGGCUCAGAUGAGAGAAAGGAGCUUUGUACGAUGUCAUUAUGCGACAUCAAGGAAUUCAAAUGUUUCUAUGGAGCUUGCAUUUCCCGUCAUCUUCUCUGUAAUGGCGCCAAAGACUGCGUUGAUGGUUCAGACGAAAGUCAAUGUGGUUUGUCGUCGACUAGUUGUGAAAAAAACCAAUUUCGAUGUGAUUCUGGAGAAUGUAUCAACAGCACUUCCAUUUGUGAUGGCAUCAAAAACUGCAUUGACACUUCCGAUGAGUCGCCAAAAAUUUGUGAGCACGAACUUUGUCCAGCAAACACUUUUAGAUGUCGUUACGGGAGCUGUAUUCACCUUAAUUCGACUUGUAACGGCUUUAAUGAUUGCAUUGAUGGCUCAGAUGAAGCGCUUGAUCUCUGUUCUCACAAAAACGAAAAUGGAUUUUGGUCACGUGACAUCUUAAAAUGUGAACCAGAAUGCGGAAGAACGAACACAAUUUCGCCUUUGAUUGUCAAAAGUAUGGAAACUAAAGCUCCAUUUCCGUGGCAUGCAACGAUGUACGUCCAUAAAAACGGAAAUUAUACUUUUUGGUGUGGCGCAACGUUAAUUAGCGAAGCACUUUUUGUCACAGCAGCUCAUUGCACCUACAAAUUGUCCGCAGAUGUGAUAAAAUUGUAUUUGGGGAAGACAAAAAAGACUUUUGAUGUUACCUCGGAAGAACCAGAAGCGACAGUUUAUCAAGUCAAGCGUGUUAUUGAGCAUCCUUUGUACUUGGAUCAGAACGGAAAUUACGCUUCUGACAUCGCAUUACUUGAAAUCACCGAAGAAGUUCAAUUCAGCGAAAAUCGACUGCCGGUAUGCAUUGAUUGGGAGCUCGACGACAUCACGGAACAUUUAUCGGAGAACAAUUUGGGAGUCGUGAUGGGCAUGGGAGUCACGGAAAAUGAUACUUUUAGUGAAAGUCUUAGAUUUGCAUGGCUUCCCGUCAUUCCCAACGAAAAAUGUAUUGACAAGCACAAAGUAGAUUUCAAAAAAUAUGUCACAGUAACAUCAUUUUGUGCUGGAUGGGCGAACGGAACAGGCGUUUGUAACGGAGAUUCAGGCGGGGGAUUGGCAUUUCCCAUCAAAGGCGUUCAACGAUGGUGUUUAGAGGGCAUUGUCAGCUUAAGUCCUCGUCGUCAAACAUCAUCAUUUUGUGACCCAAACGAGUACACAAUCUUCACAAAAGUUGGAAUGUACGUCAAAUGGAUCGAGCACGUCAUGGAAGAAGUUCAUGCAACCCAUAAUUUCACCCGAAAAAAGUACGAACCGAUAUUAAAAGGCAACUAA